AUGGCUUUCGCCGGGAUGGCUUCCGUCCCUAAUUAUGACAGCACGGCGCAGACGUCUGGCGUCCCAAUCAGCUCUGGCCGCAAUAAUCACCACGAGGAGGAGGAGAUUGCUCCCGCAAGCCAAAAAACCAUCGACACCGCCGCGACGUCCGUCACCGAGGUCGCGGCUAGCGACUCGACACACAAGAAGCCCUUGACCCCCAGGACAGCGACAAGAUCUCCGCCGAGGGCGAUGAGGAUUCCGAGAUGGAGCGCCGCCACUCCAUGGUGCAUACUCCCACGCCUCGGCCACUGGCUCCGUCGGGGGAACCCCUUCUUCGCCGACGAGACCUCGCCUCUGAACCCCAACUCGCCCAACUUCAACGGCCGCGCCUGGGCCCGCGCCAUUGUCGAUCUCGUCUCGCAGAACGGCGCGUCGUUCCGCACCUCGGGUGUCGCUUUCCAGAACCUGAAUGUCUUUGGUUUCGGCCAGGCCACCGACUACCAGAAGGAUGUCGGAAACAUCUGGUUGAGUGUCGCCGGUCUGGCACGCAAGAUCACUGGCGGUGGAAAGACGAGAAUCGAUAUUCUCCGCAACUUCGAUGGUCUGGUCCGCAAGGGCGAGAUGUUGGUCGUCCUGGGCCCCCCCGGUUCCGGUUGCUCGACUUUCCUCAAGACCAUCGCUGGUGAGACCAACGGUCUCUACACUGAUGACGAUUCCUACUUCAAUUACCAGGGAAUGACCGCCCAGGAGAUGCACACCCAUCAUCGUGGUGAGGCUAUCUACACGGCCGAGGUGGAUGUCCAUUUCCCCCAGCUGUCUGUCGGCGACACCUUGACCUUUGCUGCUCGCGCUCGUCAGCCCCGCCAGCUUCCCGAGGGUCUCGACAAGAACACCUUCGCCCAGCACUUGAGGGACGUGGUCAUGGCCCUUUUCGGCAUUUCUCACACCAUCAACACCCGCGUUGGUAACGAGUACAUCCGUGGUGUUUCCGGUGGUGAGCGCAAGCGUGUCACCAUCGCCGAGGCCGCCCUUUCUGGCGCCCCUCUCCAGUGCUGGGACAACAGCACCCGUGGUCUGGAUUCCGCCAACGCCAUCGAGUUCUGCAAGACGCUCCGUCUGCAAACCGAGCUCUUUGACAACACCGCCUGCAGCGCCUACGACCUGUUCGAUAAGGUGGCCGUCUUGUACGAGGGUCGCCAGAUCUUCUUCGGCAAGGCCACCGAUGCCAAGCAGUACUUUGUCGACCUUGGCUACGACUGCCCCGCUCGUGCCACUACCCCCGAUUUCCUCACUUCCAUGACGAGUCCCCAGGAGCGUCACGUCCGUCCGGGCUGGGAAGGCAGAGCCCCUCGCACACCCGACGAGUUCGCCACGGCAUGGAAGAACAGCCCCAACUAUAAGGCCUUGCAGGCCGAGAUCGAAGAGUACAAGCAGUCUCACCCCCUCAACGGCCCUGAUGCCGAGGCUUUCCGUGCCUCGAAGAAGGCCCAGCAGGCCAAGGGACAGCGCGCCAAGUCUCCCUUCACGCUGUCCUAUCUCCAACAGAUCCAGCUUUGCUUGUGGCGUGGAUUCCGACGCCUGAUCGGUGAUCCCAGCAUUACUGUCGGUUCUCUCAUCGGAAACGUCGGCAUGGGUCUCAUCAUCGGAAGUGUCUUCUACAACCUGCAAAUGACCACCGAGAGUUUCUUCCAGCGCGGUGCCCUCCUCUUCUUCGCCCUGCUCAUGAACGCCUUCUCCAGUGCCCUCGAGAUUCUCACGCUCUACGCCCAACGUCCAAUUGUCGAGAAGCACGCUCGCUACGCCCUGUACCACCCGUCUGCCGAAGCCGUUGCGUCCAUGCUGUGCGACAUGCCAUACAAGAUUAUGAACACCAUCGUCUUCAACCUGGUUCUCUACUUCAUGACGAACCUGCGCCGCGAGCCUGGAGCAUUCUUCUUCUUCCUCCUGAUCUCGUUCUUCACCGUCCUUACGAUGUCCAUGAUCUUUAGAACCAUUGCUUCGUCGUCCCGAACCCUGUCGCAAGCCAUGGUUCCCGCUGCCAUUCUCAUCUUGGACCUUGUCAUUUUCACCGGCUUUGUCAUUCCCAUCGACUACAUGCUGGGCUGGUGCCGUUGGUUGAAUUACCUCGAUCCCCUGGCCUACGCCUUCGAGGCCCUCAUUGUCAAUGAGUUCCACGACCGCAACUUCUCCUGUUCGAGGAGCAGUUUCGUGCCCAACCCCGACAUCCCUGGAUACGAGAACCUGCCCUCUUCUCAGCGUGUCUGCAGCGCCGUCGGCUCUGUUGCCGGUCUUGACUUUGUCAACGGCGAUAACUACGUCGGCUCUGGUUUCCGUUACGAGUAUGCCCACCGCUGGCGCAAUUUCGGGAUCCUUAUUGCCUUUAUGCUCUUCUUCCUGAUGACGUACAUGAUCACCGCCGAGUUGGUCUCGGAGAAGAAGUCCAAGGGUGAGGUCCUCGUAUUCCGUCGUGGACACAAGCCUGCUGCCCUCAACGAGAAGCACACCGAUGAUCCCGAAGACAUCCGUGUUGGACCCGUCACCACUGCCGACCGCAACCGCGUCAACGAGAAGAACGAUGGUCUCAUCGAGGAGCAGAAGUCUACCUUCCACUGGAACAACGUCUGCUACGAAGUCCAGAUCAAGAACGAAACGAGACGCAUUCUGGAUAACGUCGACGGUUGGGUCAAGCCUGGUACCUUGACUGCUCUUAUGGGUGUCUCUGGUGCCGGCAAGACCACGCUUCUGGACUGUUUGGCUGACCGUAUUUCCAUGGGUGUCAUCACUGGCGAGAUGUUGGUCGACGGUUGGCAACGUGACACAUCCUUCCAGCGCAAGACCGGCUAUGUCCAGCAGCAGGAUCUGCACUUGCAGACCACAACCGUCCGCGAGGCACUGAACUUCAGCGCCCUUCUUCGUCAGCCCGCCCAUGUCCCGAAGCAGGAGAAGCUCGAUUACGUCGAGGAGGUCAUCAAGCUGCUUGAUAUGGAGGAGUACGCCGACGCCGUUGUCGGUGUUCCAGGUGAAGGUCUCAAUGUCGAACAGCGCAAGCGUCUGACUAUUGGUGUCGAGCUUGUCGCCAAGCCUCCCCUGCUGCUCUUCGUCGAUGAGCCUACUUCUGGUCUCGACUCGCAAACUUCCUGGGCCAUUCUCGACCUCUUGGAGAAGUUGACCAAGAGCGGGCAAGCCAUUCUCUGCACCAUCCAUCAGCCUUCCGCAAUGCUCUUCCAGCGGUUCGAUCGUCUUCUCUUCCUCGCCAAGGGUGGUCGCACUGUUUACUUUGGUGACAUUGGCGAGAACUCCAAGGUCAUGACUUCCUACUUUGAGCAGAACGGCGGCUUCCCCUGCCCCCACGAUGCCAACCCCGCCGAAUGGAUGUUGGAGGUCAUUGGUGCCGCUCCGGGCUCCCACACCGACAUCGACUGGCACCAGGCGUGGCGCAACUCCAAGGAGUACCAGGACGUUCAGGCCGAACUCCAGAGACUCAAGGACGAGCGUGGUGAGCAGCAGCCCCCCACUGUGGACAAGACCAGCUACAACGAAUUUGCUGCCCCCUUCUUCGGCCAGCUCAAGGAGGUUACCCACCGCGUCUUCCAACAAUACUGGAGAACCCCUUCGUACAUCUACGCCAAGACUGCCCUUUGCACGCUCGUCGCCGCUUUCAUUGGUUUCGUCUUCUUCAAGGCUCCCAACACCCAACAGGGUCUUCAGAAUCAGAUGUUCGCCAUUUUCAACCUGCUCACCGUUUUUGGCCAGCUUGUCCAGCAAACCAUGCCCCAUUUCGUCAUUCAGCGAUCCCUGUAUGAGGUGCGAGAGCGCCCGUCCAAGGUGUACGGAUGGAAGGUCUUCAUGCUCAGUCAGAUCAUUGUCGAACUCCCGUGGAACACGCUAAUGGCUGCCAUCAUGUACUUCUGCUGGUACUACCCUGUUGGUCUCUACCAGAACGCCAUCCCCGCCGACCAGGUCGCCGAGCGUGGCGCGCUAAUGUUCCUCUACCUCCUCGUCUUCAUGCUCUUCACCUCGACCUUUACCGACUUCAUCAUUGCCGGUUUCGAGACCGCGGAGGCUGGUGGUAACAUUGCCAACUUGCUCUUCAUGCUCUGCCUCAUCUUCUGCGGUGUCCUCGCCAACCCCGACUCCAUCCCCCGCUUCUGGAUCUUCAUGUAUCGUGUAUCACCAUUCACAUACAUAGUGUCAGGCAUGCUGUCAACGGCAGUUGCCAACACUCAGGUCUACUGUGCUUCCAAUGAAUUCCUGCACUUCGAUCCUCCUUCUGGGGAGACCUGCUUCCAGUUCAUGAACAGUUACAUGCAGCAAGCAGGUGGAUAUCUCUUGGACAACAACGCUACUACCGACUGCCAGUUCUGCACGGUCCAGGACACCAACGUGUUCCUGGCCAGCGUCAAGAGCGACUACGCCGACCGCUGGAGGAACUUUGGCAUUGCCUGGGUCUACAUCAUCAUUAACAUUUUCGCCGCCUUGGGUCUGUACUGGCUGGCGAGAGUGCCGAAGAAGGGUGGCCUAUUUGGCAAGAAGAAGACCGAAUAA
Messenger RNA from Colletotrichum spaethianum, 4527 nucleotides. Its product is annotated as ZEB2-regulated ABC transporter 1. The coding region runs from base 1 to 4527 and encodes 1508 amino acids. Gene Ontology annotation, biological process: transmembrane transport. NCBI's taxonomy places the organism in Eukaryota, Fungi, Ascomycota, Sordariomycetes, Glomerellales, Glomerellaceae. The record is from RefSeq and is a predicted model, not a curated record. Gene Ontology annotation, cellular component: membrane. The transcript has 5 exons. Gene Ontology annotation, molecular function: ATP hydrolysis activity; ABC-type transporter activity; ATP binding.